Molecule: messenger RNA, 489 nt
Organism: Danaus chrysippus (African queen)
Lineage: Eukaryota; Metazoa; Arthropoda; Insecta; Lepidoptera; Nymphalidae
Source: the annotation of a GenBank genome assembly
AUGAUCUCCAUUAUCUCCAUCACCCUCUCAUCCCAUCAUCCUCAUCACCCCCAUCAUCUCCAUCAUCCCCAUCACCCCCAUCAUCUCAUCAUCAUCUCCAUCAUCCACAUCAUCAUCAUCAUCAUCCCCAUCAUCUCCAUCAUCCACAUCCCCAUCAUCCCCAUCAUCCAUCACACAUCCCCAUCAUCCCCAUCAUCCAUCAUCCCCAUCAUCCCCAUCAUCCCCAUCAUCCCCAUCAUCCCAUCACAUCCAUCAUCCCCACCCCCCAUCCCCAUCAUCCCCAUCAUCCCCAUCAUCCCCAUCAUCCCCAUCCCAUCCCCCAUCAUCAUCCCCCCAUCAUCCAUCAUCCCAUCAUCCCCAUCAUCCCCAUCACCCCCUUCAUCCCCAUCAUCUCCAUCAUCCCCAUCACACCAAUCAUUUCCAUCAUCUCCAUCACCCCCUUCAUCCCAUUCACCCCCAUCAUCCCCAUCAUAUCCAUCAUCCCCAUGA